UCCCGACAAAAAGGUAACAGGUUGCAGCUCCAGCAGCGUCAUGAACCUGUUGCUGCGUUAAAUUACGUCUCAGCUAUUUUCCUCCCACUUUUUCUUUGGACUUUGAUGGAUGUCCGGGGAAAUAUUCGAAUUAUCGCCAGCGUACAAGAGCUCGACGCGCCAAAGAGGAACAGAGAGGGAUAAGUUGAAGAGAAGAGCAUGAGCGCUCAGUCGUCAGCCAGGAAGAAUCCUGGGGACUACGGUGUCCAGAUCCGCUUCAUCUCUGAUCUGGAUGGCACCGCCGGAGGGCAGCCAUCGUCCCAACCUAAGAUUAAAACUCCCUCCACCUCCAAGUACGGCGUUGCAGUCAGGGUGCAGGGAAUCGAUGGCCAGCCGUACGUGGUCCUGAAGAGCGGACAGAAGGGCGACUCGUACGGCGUCCAGCUCAGGACAGACUACAACGCCGGGUACCGCAGCCUCCCCCGGAGGAGGGAGAAGGCAGAGCCAGAAAGGGAGGGGGCUGAUGUGGGAGGAGGGCAGGGAGGAGCUUUACGCCGGGCUCAGUCUCACGGCUCGCUGCUAGACAGGGACGACGGGGGGGGCGAUGAGGAUUUUCAGUUUUCUAGGCCUCCUGGGGACGGGAAGUCUGGCAGUUAUGGGAAUCUGGAUGGAGGAAUUGGAUUGAGGAGAGACAGGGAGGAGAUGUGGGAGGGCAGUGGGAGAGAGGGGGGUGUGCAAAGCAACAUGUGGAGUGGGUCGUAUCGAGCAGGGCUCAACAGGUCACUGGGGUCGGUGAGGGACACUCAGUCGCACCCUGACCCUCCUCAACAAGCGAUCGAGCUCUCCUCCAAUCGGAGACAGUCGCCUGUCAACAGACUGAUAAAUAGGUUUGAUGGUGCAGCGCCUGCCCGCCAGCAGCGAGAGCUCCCGCCAGCACCACAGCAUCCCAGAGCCCCUUCUCCUCACGUCCUCACGCCCAAACUGUACAUCUCACCUCCCUCCUCCACCCAGAGCAGCGUGGGACGGGUCCAAACUCCCGCCACCAAAGUCCCCGGAAACUCGGCCAAUCGGCGGCCAGCAAAUGAGCCGACACAGGUGGACCUGAUCGACUCUCAGGUGACCCCUGACCUUUUGCUGGACCAGGUUCAGAGCGGUGAGACGAGCAAGGAGGAGCGGGUCAUGAAGACGGUGUACAACAUCCUGAGACAAGGGUCGAGUGAGAGUGACGUCGUCAUCAGUCACAAAGUCAAGGCCAUCUUCCAGAAGAUUCAGAGCAUCAUGCCGCCUGAAGAGAUGCCCGGGGACGAGUGGGCGAGAGAGAAGAGGGCUCUGGAGACCAAAGUGGCUCAGCUACAAGCGGCUCUUCAGCAGGACAGAAGAGACCCCGGUCUGAAAGCUGAGCUGGAGUCCUGUCUGGAUGAAAACCUUCAACUCCAGGAGAUGCUGGACCGGAAGAAGAGAGAGUUAAAUGAGACCCAGUCAGAGCUGAUUCAGCUGCGUAUGGACAAGGAGCACGCAGAAAGACAGGCCAGAGAGCUGGAGGAUCAGCUGGCGGAGUUUCAGGACGAGCUGAGAAGAGAACACGGCAGCAAGACGGAUCUGGUGUCCUGCCAAGCUCAGCUGAUGGAGUUGCACCAGCUGAAACAGAAGCUGGAGGAGUCUCUGAGACAGAGAGAGAGGGAGCUCACAGCUCUGAAAGGUGCUCUGAAGGAGGAGGUGGCAACACACGACCGAGAGAUCGAAGCGCUGCGAGAGCAGUACAGCGCCGACAUGGAGAAGCUCCGCAGCAGCAUGGAGCAGGUGUCUCAGUCUCAGGCUGGCAUCGAGGCCGAGCGGCUGCGUGUGAACACGACAGUUCGCUCCUUACAGCAGCAGCUGGAGGACUGCAGAGACGAGAGCAGCCACUGGAUGGAGCAGUUUCACACCUCCAGAGACGAGCUCCGCACCACCAAACAAGAGCUUCUGCAACUCCGUUUGGAGAGAGAGGAGCUUGAGGACGAGCUAAAGGAGCUUAAGGACCGAAUCGGCGCAAAGAAGCUGCAGACGCCGGAGCCGAGGCCCUCUGAGGCGCUCAGCCAGGAGCUCCAGAGAUGCAGCGCUGAUCUGCAGAAGACCAAGUCUGAGCUGCAGAACCAGAGAACGGAGUUUGACAAGAAGGUCAUGGAGGUGAUCUCCAUUAAAAAGUCUCAGCAGAACCAGGAGGCUGAGCUGAGGUAUGAAAUGGACCGGCUGAAGGAGCAGCUGCAGAAGGCCAAAGAGGAGUUUGCCAAGGCGCAGGAGAAAAAUAAACGGCUCCCCAGCCAGGCGGCCCUCUCAGAUCUGGAGCAGAAGCUCGUCGAGGCUCAAAGUGAAGCCAGCCAGCUGAAAGAGAAGCUCUCCUUAAACGAAGAGGAGCUGGAAAUGUACAAAAGUCGCCUGAACAAAGCUCAGACGGACAUCAAUGGCCUCCAUGAUGCUCAGAGGGAUCAGGAGGCAACUCACACUCGUCUCAGAGAGAAACUCUCCAGAUUAGAGGCUCAGCUGCAGAGCAACGCCACAGAGAGCUCAGAGGCAGAGCUCGCCCUCCACUCAGAGGUAAGAGGCCUGAGAUCAGAGCUCGACGAGGCCAAGAGAAAAGCUUCCCGACUGACCCAGGAGCUCCACGAGGUCGCCGUACGUCUGGAAGCUGCAGACCGAGACAAGGAAACCCUGAAACAGAACGUCGGCCAGCUGGAGGAGAGCAAGCGGCAGCAGGAGAGAGCUCUGGAGAAGCUCAACAGAGAAGUUGAGUCUUUGAACGCAUCCCUAAAAGAAGAGAACCAGGCUCUCAGGUCUCAGCUGGAGGAGCAGAAAGAGCGAACUCGCAGGGAGGUUCAGGAGGCACAGCGUCAUGGAAACGAGGCCAAAUCCGAGCUGGAGAGGAACGAUCUGGACCUGAGGAGGCUGGAGGAAGAAACGUCGCGGCAGAAGAAGGAGCUUCAGCUGGUGUGUGAGGAGAGAGACAACCACCAGCUGGACAAGGAGCUUCUCACCAACAGGCUGCGUCACCUGGAGGGAGAGGUGGAGGCCAGCAAAAACACCCUGGGGGAGAAAACGCGGGAGAUCCGCAUCCUGGACGACAAGCUGAAGCGCGUGGAGCUGGAGCUGGAGGAGGAGAGGAGCACCGUGGAGAUGCUGACGGAGCGAGUGGCCCGGAGCAGAGACCAGAUUGAUCAGCUGCGCUCUGAGCUCAUGCAGGAGAGGUCCUCCAAGCAGGACCUGGAGCUGGACAAGAACGCCAUGGAGAGACACCUGAAGGAGCUGAGGAACCGCCUCGCUGACAUGGAAGGACAUUCCCGCUCAUCAGUGGGAGUCUCCCAGCUGGAAAACAAGGUCCAGGAGCUGGAAGAUCAACUGAGAGCCGAGGAAAGAGAGAAGAACUCGGUGUUGGCGUCGCAGCGCCGCAUGGAGAGGAAACUGAAGGAACUAAACAUGACGCUGGACGAGGAGAGACACGUGCACACGGAACAACGAGACCAGCUUUUGCUGAAGGUGAAGGCGCUGAAGCGGCAGGUGGAUGAGAGUGAAACCGAGCUGGAGAGGAUGGACGCCCUGAGGAGGAAAGCCCAGAGAGACGUGGAGGAGCAGGUGGAGCUCAGAGAGGCGCUGCAGGCCAGAGUCACGGCUCUGGAAACCAAUAUCAAGAGGAAAACUGUAACACGCCCGGCUUUGGAUUCGUCUGCUCUCAGCUCCGACGAGGACGACGACAGCCUGUACGACUCGUCCACCAUCACCUCCAUCCUCACGGAGAGCAACCUCCAGACCAGCUCCUGCUAGAGCGGCAGGGAGAGAGCAGGAGCUCACAACGCCGCCUCACAAAAGAAAGAAGUGAGGCGUUUGUAACCUGGGGAAAGGCCAGAGGACGGUAGGGCGUGACUGCACACAGCGGGAGGGCCGUGGGGGACAGAGCGGAUCCCUGCGGAGGUGGCGUUCCACUCUGGGAUGAAUGUAAGGAAACAAAACGUCAACAUUUAAAGGAAUUUCCUCCAUCCUGCUCCUGUUUCAUGCACUUACACCACACAACAGAAGGUCGUCCUCCCCACACAGUGACUCAGCCUCUUUGGUGCACAGUCAGUGUGAAAAUACUUCAGAACUAGACUUUAAUGUUUUAAAGCUUGUUGCACUUUGAUUAAACUCACUUCUGGUACUUCACCAGCGGAGAGGAGCGGAGAGGAGAGAGAGCUGGACGUUUGCAGCAGACGUGACGAGCGUCAGCCGUUGAUUUUGGUAUCAAUCAGAAACAAAACCAUAAUAUAAACACAACGAUGAACGUAGACAACAGAAUGACCGCCGAAGCACGCUUCGCCUGAAACUUUAAAACCACCCCAUCAUUUUCCUGUUGAUUUGAGGCUCCGCCUCCGUCUGAUGGAAGUUCCUGCUGCACCGCGGUCGAACGCCGACGUCACAAACGUUUCUAGCCGCGGAGAAAAGAGCACAGCUGCGUUUUUAGUUAUUUGUCCCCGAGUUCCUAAAUAAGGCUGCGUUAGGGUUGGAGUAGACCUGAUCAGAGAGGGUUUUUUUUAAGAGCUGAAGCGUCUCCUGGCUGCUCGGUAUCGGCGUUCCCAGACGAGUCGCUGCAGCUUUUAUUUACUGUUGUUGAAUUAAAACUUCAAAAUUAUACUUGUUUAUUUAGUUUGUAGCCGAAUAGCUUCAGAGAUUUUUCCUGCUGAGUUAAUUUAAAACUGUAGAUUUUUUCUGAUCGAUCGUCCGAAGAUGUAAACCGGGACCGCCGGACGCGGUCUUCCGUAAAGAUGCUGGUUCACACAUUUCCCGCCCGCCACGUGGUUUCUCUGUUGUGAAGUGAUUUAGCAACAAUAAAUAUUUAAAUGUAAACGCAUUCGUGUUGUUUGUGUAUUUUGUGACUCAGACCCACCGAGGCAGGUUAACCCCGGCUUUCCACCGGAGCCGUCAGCAGAACGUUACUGCAGCAGCACGUCAUAGCUGCUGAUAGGAACCGCUGUGGUCAACAGAACCUUUUCCACAGGAGCCGCCAGCAGCACGUUACUGCAGCAGCACGUCAUAGCUGCUGAUAGGAACCGCUGUGGUCAACAGAACCUUUUCCACCGGAGCCGUCAGCAGCGCGAGUCGGCCGCGUCUCAGGAGCAGCAUGUCGCGGCCUUUACGCGCCGGUUCUAUUUUCUACGUGCGACGCCUCUGAAACGGGUCAAGUUCGACAUUUUUGGGGAAGGAAAGACAGGAAAUCGGACGCGGAAAUGGAGAGAAGCUCCCGAGAUUUUCAGAAUAAAGAACGUACUGCCUUCCGGUUGCUUUACUUUUAAAAAACGUUACUAACUGUGUGUCCCCGUGAGAAGUUAUCACCUAGCUAGCGGUCUCCUUUGUUUUUCAGGUCCGUAUUGGCGAUUAUAAAACGGACAGAACAUAAAACACAAACCAUGUUGUAGUUUUCUCCUGCUUGUUGUUGUGUUUACUGACGACGUCACUCGUGUGACUUCGUGCUCGGUCGGUGACAGCUGCUCCCCUGCUGCUUCGCGUCUCGUGGGAAGGACCAAGCAGCAGCUUACGCAAGCAAGACGUGCUGCUGCAGUAACGUGCUGCUGACGGCUCCGGUGGAAAGCCGGGGUUACGCCAGCGGGACCGCCUGCUAGUUAACCGUCCCGUUUGGGACAUUUCUCUGGAAGCUUCUAGGGAAAAGAUCAGGUCUGGAAAACAUUAACGACUGAGUCUGCAGCUCUGUGCAACAAUCACACGAUGAGAGAACGACAGGAGGACGUUUGAAAGCGAUCUGCUACGUCUCACAUGUCUGGAGACACACGGGAGAGGAAGCUAACGGAGCACCUUUGUGUUCCUGGCUCCAGGGCCUCUAGCAGCAGACCUAGUUGUUCCCACCGGAGCAUUUAAUAACACAGCUAUCAGGUUGAGUCUUUCCUGGAACAAAUCGCCUGAUUUUCCAUUUUCUUUUCCUUUCUGAAGGCUGAGAGAUCCACCGACUCGUUUAUAAAUGUUCCUGUGACGAGAGAUUCUUUAGGUUUUCACUCAGAACCAACAAAUGCAGUGAAAACCAGCUUUUAUUUGGAGUUUUAUCCGUUUGUUUUACCUCAAGCUGGACGUUAGGUUGACUAAACUGAAGUAGCUCAAAGCUGUUGUCCCUGAAAGGGGAAUCAGGUUCUUCAGUAAUAUCAGAUUUGCUGUUGAGGUUUAGCCCUGAAUGCUUUUUCUGCCCGUCUGUGUAUCGCAGCCUGUUGAUUGGCUGCAGAAAUCCUGACUGAAACUGCUGAGUUGUUGACGAGGGCGACUCGUGGUUGAUGGUGGGACUCAGACGGAGACUCCGGACAUGGCUGUGAGUUUCAUGUAAAACAUUCACAGGUGCUACAGGUGGGUCAGAGGCUCUAACUAGCCUGAACAGGCAGGAUUUUGGUCUGUGGGAGAACACCCGCGCGUGCAUGAGCGACCUACGCAGAGCAGCUGCAGAUGGGAUUCAAACCUUCUUGUUACGAGGCUCCAGCGCUACCGACGGGGCUACCGACACAACCCCAUGGCCUCUCCAGAUGUGGUCAGCGCUGCUCUGUUAGCGAGAACGCUAAAAUGUCGGUGAAGGUGUGCAUCAUCGGGGCUGCGCGGUGGUCCAGAGGGUGUGCCCGUCUGAGGAAUAAUGAUAAUGACUCAGGGUGUUAUUACAGAUGAGGUGUUUUUCAUGAGGGGGCGACGGUGGCACAGGAGUUAAGAGCACUCCCCGUAAUCGGAGGGUUGCAGGUUCGAGCCCCGCUCAGUCUGUCGCUGCCGUUGUGUCCUUGGGCAAGACACUUAGCCCACCUUUCCUGCUGGUGUUGGUCGGAGGGCCCGGUGGCACCUCUGUCAGUGCGCCCCAGGGCAGCUGUGGCUACAUGGUAGCUCAACCCCACUAGCGUGUGAAUGGGUGAAUGACUGGUUGUGUUGCAAAGCGCCUUGGGGGGUUCCAGGACUCUAGAAGGCGCUAUGUCAAAUACAGACUAUUUACCAUUUCAUUUCUAACAUCGAUUGACAUAAAACUUUACAUUUUACAACAAAUAAAUAUAAAUAAAUAUAUUUUUUCUUUUUUGUCGAUCCUAAUAAAUCCUCCUCUGUGUUUCUGAUCACUCGGGUCACUUGUGAUCUUAAAGAUGAAGGUUUGAGGAAGUGCCAGCUGACAGGAUCCUGCAUGUUAACGUCCUGAAGCACAUUGUCAAUAUCAGACAAGUCUCCGAAACAAAACCCAAACGCUGCUGCUGGAACACGGCCGAGCGCUGAGCUCACCUCCAACGCUGCACAAACAAGGGAUUAGAGGCAUUCCAGAGGGUGUUUCUGUGUCUGAGUUUUAAAUCAUUACUGUUUACCUGGUUUGCUGACAGAUUCCUGAACGGCCUCUGCUCAGAGAAAUAAAGUUAACAUCCUACAGGACUGAUAAGCUAACAGCUAGUCUGAAGUGUCUACUUAAAACGGCUGCCAUCUUUAAAGACCAAGUUCAGUGAGAAACUAUUUUUACAUGUAAUUUUUUAAAUAUAAUCAGUAACUGAGUGUUUCAUGCAGGCUGAACAUGAAAAUAGUCUCCUACACCUAUCUCCUGCAUUAGCUUCUGAUAGAAAACAGACGAUGAAACUCUAGGAUUAGAAAAUCCUGACAGAUCUACGUCACACUGUCACCAACAUUCGUGGACUCGCCCAUCUUGGCUUUCGACGGGGAAGGCUGUUGUUGGUUUAGCGUCCAGGAAACAGCAGAGAACGUCUCUGCUAGUAGACGCUAACCGUUAGCAUUAGCUACUCCACCACACAGCAGAACUCCUCCAGGCUUUUGUUAUUUGUGGAGAUAAAACAUCAACGUUGCAGAGCAAACAGAGUCAGUGGUAGAGUCGUGUUGCUGUUAGCCAAUCAGAGGAGAGAUGUCCAGAUACCAGGAAGUAAGACUCUGGAUCCUGUUGUUUUCUUCACCUCUGCUCUGGCUCGCUUCUGAAACGAGCGCCAGAGCUUUUUUUUCCUUCUGAGGAUUCAGUGAAACUACAGACCUCCGCCGAUGUGUUAAAAUGGGUGAAUUUGGUUUUUAACGACUCAAACCAGUUGAUGUGUGAUUCAUCUUAUUUUAGAAACUUGCAUCAUUUGAUUAAAUAUCUGAUUGUUUCAACAGAAAUAUCUGGUCUACGUUUGGUAAUAGUAGUAAUAAUAAGGUAAUAACGAUAUUAAUGCUUGUAAACAGUCUCAGAAUUCACUAAUUGAUUUUCUAAUGCAAAACAAACUAAAGUGUAAAUGUUUAUAGAACAAAAGUGAUUUAUGGGUCCUGAAGUGUAAUAAUUCCUUUAACGUGUUAAUUGUUUUCUGCAUGUUUUGCUUUCCAUCCCUGUUGUUUUUGUGUGUUUUGUCUUCUCGCUGGAGUUCUGAAACUCAACCGUCUCCACUCUGAUCCUGUGUGACGUUUUAUCUUCGUAUGAAACUCGAUGCGGACGUCUGUGUAAUGAUAGAUGUUAAUUACAUUUAAUUAAGGACGAUAAGACAUUACAAAUUCAUAUCUAGUAUGAAUUCCAUCUUGUGGACACUGGGUUAUUUAAAUCAGAAGAUUGGAUCUUUUUAUUGCAGGGAUUUUAAAAUUACACUUUGCAUUAACUGAGAGACAAGAGAAGAGAGAGAGAGACUUUCAAACGUUUAAGGAAAUUUAUUACUAAAUAAUUUUAAACAGUUUAACAAGACUAACUCUCUAAUGAUGGAUGUUCUGUUUGAAUGAAGUGUGAGGUGAAUGGUGUGUGUGAAUGAUGUCAGAUUCAGAACCUUCGCAUCCGGAGAAACAAAGUCUGAGUGGGAGAUGAUGUUUUGCUCCUAACUGAUCAGAGUUUGAGACUCGUAGUCAUAAACACAUGAGACGCCAUUUGUGUCUCAUCCACAUACCCUCAGUGAGACCUCCGUACAGAUCCGGAUGCCAGGUCCACGACCCUCCUCUGGUACUGGAGCCGAUGGUACAGCGUCGACAGCACGACAAACCAGUCUUUGGAUAGUCUCCAGGUAAAGAGCGACAGGUGGUUCACAGCGUCAAAAAGGGACCCUCCUUGGGUCAGCGAGUUCAGCUUUUAUUCUGAAAGAACCGUUGUUGGUUGGUAACAACGACAGAUUUUUCCCAGCUUGAUGGUUCUCAGCUUAAAAAGAGAAGUACAGAUGGCCGGUCCAAUACUUCGCUUAGGUGAACUCGGUGAGAUCUUGAGAGCUGAACUUAAGAUGGCGUUGGAACUGUUUUAUUAAUCUGGAUGUUUUUGAUUCUGGACGAAUCAAAGCUGACAGAUUUAAUAAACACCACAGAGACUUGCCACGCUUCAGACUAGGAAGGUUCUGAUUGGAUCAGUACAGCAAUGUGUCAUGUGAUUAUUUACCUUAGUGUAUCAGUGUGUCUAGUGGACUAGAUUAAAGCAUAUUAAUCAUAAUAUUGUGAUUUCACCGAUCGGUCACAUUGUAUUAUUGACUAACAGUUGUUUUGAUUAGCUUUAUUGAAAAUAGAGUUCUUUGAUUUAAUAAAAGAAAAGAGUCUUCA
Molecule: messenger RNA, 9477 nt
Organism: Nothobranchius furzeri (turquoise killifish)
Lineage: Eukaryota; Metazoa; Chordata; Actinopteri; Cyprinodontiformes; Nothobranchiidae
Gene: cgna
Product: cingulin
Biological process (GO): microtubule cytoskeleton organization
Cellular component (GO): bicellular tight junction; myosin complex
Molecular function (GO): microtubule binding
Source: RefSeq, a predicted model, not a curated record